AUACAUUUUCAGAAUCGUCUGGUCACUCCAAGUUAUACCAAUGCAUUUCUUCCGCCAACCGCGUAAAUAAUUUAUUGAUAAAUAAAUAUAAAUAAAGCUUGCACUAUGGCAUUAGUGGAUUACGGAAGCAGCUCCGGCUCCGAAAGCGACACGACGGAUGAAACCACUCCCACACCGGCUAUUCUUAAGAGACCGGCUUUACCCACAGCUCUUUCCUUGUUGGGCGCUAAGCAACCGAAGCGUUCAACAGAUGACGAGGAUGAGGAUGAUGGAACAGACAAUCCCGCACUGCAUGGUGGUCGCAUACGCAGCUUCAAACACGAACGAGGCAAUUGGGCUACAUUUGUUUACGUGCCCGCUGAUAGUUGUGUGGAACAGCUGGAGGAUUUUCAAACGGAGGCUAUAGAAAUGCUUGCAACAGACCUGCAACUACAGAUGAAUGAAUCGUUGCAUUUAAGUUUGAGCAAAACAGUAGUGCUGCAAUAUCAUCAGAUUGAUGAGUUCACUAAAUCGUUGCAACAGGCGCUUCAAAGUUGUUCAGGCUUUAACAGUAAUCUGCAUUUGCUUGAGGUGUAUACGAAUGAGGAGAGAACGCGAACAUUUCUGGCAGUCAAACUGGACGCUGCGUUUACUACGAAGAUGACAACAUUGCUACAACCUGUUGACCUGGUUAUGCGUGACUAUCGUUUGCCGAAAUUCUAUGAGAAGCCCUCGUUUCAUGUCAGCUUGUUGUGGUGUGUGGGAGAUUAUCAGGAAUUGCUCAAUAGCAAAUUAGAGAAGUUACAGCAAUUGUUGGAUGAUCAUGAUACGCUUAAGUUGCCCGUCAAGCAAGUGCUUUGCAAAUGUGGCAAUAAGGAUUUUAUUUAUAAACUUAAAUAG
Drosophila sulfurigaster albostrigata is the source of this 879-nucleotide messenger RNA. RefSeq names its product U6 snRNA phosphodiesterase 1. The transcript has 5 exons. Gene Ontology annotation, cellular component: nucleus. NCBI's taxonomy places the organism in Eukaryota, Metazoa, Arthropoda, Insecta, Diptera, Drosophilidae. Bases 106 to 879 code for a protein of 257 amino acids. Gene Ontology annotation, biological process: U6 snRNA 3'-end processing. The record is from RefSeq and is a predicted model, not a curated record. Gene Ontology annotation, molecular function: 3'-5'-RNA exonuclease activity.